AUGGGACUGCUGGGAGGCUCUGGACCGGUUGUGAACCCUGAGGAUCGCGACAAAUACCUGCUCCAAGCAUCUAAUCAGCCGAUCACAGUGACUGCAGGCCCGUCCUACGACCCUAACACCCAUACUCAAGUAUCCGUUAACAGCUUAGAAGUCCAAAAAGUAGACAACGACCUCGCAACAUCCUACCUCCGCGUCCGGAUAAAAGACUACCACGGCCUCCCCAAAGAUGCACCCAAGAACUGUCCCUACUUCAACCAUCCCUUGCACCCCUCGGAUCGCUACUCAAUCUCAUGGUCCUUCACCCCCAAACGCGACAUCUGCGGUACGGAUCUGAUCAUGGGCUUCGACUUUAGCCACUCCGUGCGUGAUCGUUUGCCGCCCGGCACCAAGACAGCCGUCAAGAUCGCAACGACAGUGCUAGAUCCGGGGCUCUACGCUGACCCCUUCUGCAACGAACCGUACCUCUAUGGACCUAUGCUGAGCAGUUGUUUCACCCUGCGCAUCGGCGGAAAGGUCGACGAACAAAGCGCAGACGAGCAGCUGAAGCUACUAGACGAUAAUGACGGCGUAGUGGAAGAAGGUGCGGUGCUAUCAGGUGCGUCCGUGCGUUCUGAACAGAGCAUUCCGUCGGCUUGGAGAGCGAGGCGAAGAUUCUUUCUUGAUCAGAAGGAGUUGGGAGCGUUCACGUUUGAGAAGGGGAGGCUGUAUCAUGCGGACUUUUUCAAUGCGCACCUUGACUUCUCGAACUUCUCGCUCAGGUUACCGGGCUUCUCGAUUAGUGUGGCGAAGUAUAUGGAUGAGAAGACGCAUCAUCUGAGGUUCGUGUUGAAGAAUCGGGAAAGUGACGAGGUCGUGUUUGUGGUACUCUUUAAGUUGUUGUUCGGGAAGGAGCUCGAGGAGACGCUAAGAAAUGGCGAACAAGAGAACAGUGGGACAGGCAUCAACGAAGGCCAGACGACUGGAAUUGAAACAAGGCAGGAUACGGACAUACAAAUACAGAAGCCCAGACCGAAGAGCACGCAACGAGAUAUUCUAGGUGGCAACCGAGCACCAUCAUUUCAGGAGCCACCAGGUUUCAAGGCACCGAAGUCGUAUACCAGAGACGAUGACAGCAAAUCCACACUCAGUACAGCAGUGAACACUCUUACGCAAUCGAUGUCUGCUGUCUUUGGUGCAAUGGGCUUCGGCAACUCUUCUGAGUCUAAUUCUGGGAGUAGCAGCACACCUCCCAGGAUUCACGCAAAACCUAUGGACAAGCUGGAUGAUGGCGCAUUUGAGGAGCAUGAUCUAGGCCAGUUGGAAUGCGGCUAUGGAUCUGAUCACCGCAGGCCUUCCGACUUACAUUAUUACAUAGUUUGGCGCAUGAAGAUGGAGAUGAGUACAAAAUGGGUGUUGAGUGUCUUUAUGGCUAGUGGGCUUUGUGCUGCUGUGACGACGUUCGCGACGAUCUGGUACAUGUCCGGGAACAUGACAACAACCGUAGUGGAAUUGAGCGCAGCAACCACUAGACCAAAGGUGCCAGGGGAACUGCGGCGGAACGUAGGCGCCACGGUUUGCAGAAAGAUCACGAUCGAGAGCCAGACUGCGAGUAAUUAUUGA
Didymella exigua CBS 183.55 is the source of this 1599-nucleotide messenger RNA. RefSeq lists its product as uncharacterized. The record is from RefSeq and is a predicted model, not a curated record. Lineage: Eukaryota; Fungi; Ascomycota; Dothideomycetes; Pleosporales; Didymellaceae. The transcript has 4 exons. Bases 1 to 1599 code for a protein of 532 amino acids.